CGCCAUAUUGUUGUUGAUCGUCCGCUCUCCUGUUAUCUAGUUAUCUAUCUGUGUCAAUAACUCAUUAUAUAUUACCAAGAAAGUAUUUAUGCCUCUGAAAAGUCUCCGGAAUUCCUUUAGAAAGACUCAGUGGUGACACCUCUGAGUUUCAUUUUCAUUUCGCCUCUUUUUCAUUUCUGCCUGGUAGUGUUCCUCCGAAGAUGAAAGCUGUGUUAGAUCGCCGCUCCAUGAUCAAGUACUGUAAAUCAAGUAUUGGGAGGAAAGAAUUCUUUUGAUGAACUCGCUCCUUAUUUAAUUUGAAACGGCAAGGGCUCUUCGUGAUAGUACUCACUCUUUUGCAGUACUUUCAUCAAGUUGGAAAUAUGCAAGAAGAAAACAUGUUGGAUAAAGAGCGGUUUGUGAGGCCCAACUGUAGGGAGAACCAUUGUGAAAUAGAACGCCGGAGACGCAAUAAGAUGACUGCGUACAUCACGGAGCUAUCAGAUAUGGUACCAACCUGUAGUGCAUUGGCAAGGAAACCAGACAAGCUUACAAUUCUUCGAAUGGCGGUGGCGCACAUGAAAGCAUUGAGAGGCACAGGAAAUACCAAUGACGGUGUUUAUCGACCCUCUUUUCUAACGGAUGAAGAGUUGAAACAUCUGAUCCUUGAAGCUGCAGAUGGGUUCCUGUUUGUGGUAUCGUGUGUGUCAGGGGACAUCAUUUACGUUUCUGACUCAGUACGGCCUGUUUUGAGUCAUUCUCAAAGUGACUGGUUUGGUGCUAGCUUGUUUGACUUCGUUCAUCCAGACGAUGUUGAGAAAGUCAGAGAACAGCUUUCAACCAUCGAAUCUUCAAACUCAGGCAGAAUUUUAGAUCUGAAAAGUGGAACUGUGAAGAAAGAAGGUCAUCAGUCUGCAAUGAGGGUAUGCAUGGGUUCUCGGCGAGGGUUCAUUUGUCGGAUGAAAGUUGGAGCUGUUCCUCCUGAUACGAUGGCUACUGGACAUCUUAACCGAAACAAACAAAGAAACACGCUCGGUCCCUCUAAAGAUGGCCAUAACUAUGCUGUUGUACAUUGCACAGGCUUCAUCAAGAACUGGCCCCCUAAUGGUCAGUUUGAUAACCCCUUAAAUGGAGUUCAAAUAGAUCAGAAUAUCGAUGUCGAUUCAAAACAAUGUUGUCUUGUGGCUAUUGGACGUCUACAACUUACCUCCAUGCCGAACACUACUGACCUCUCUGAAGGAAGUUCUAAUGCAGAAUUUAUCUCACGCCAUUCUAUUGAUGGCAAAUUUUCAUUUGUUGAUCAAAGAGUCAUUGGAAUCCUUGGUUACACACCUGCGGAAUUAUUAGGCAAAUCCUGUUUUGAUUUUUUCCACCCUGAUGACGUCUCCCAUGUAAAAGAGAGCUUUGAUCAAGUUCUAAAAUCCAAAGGUCAAGUGAUGUCUGUGAUUUAUCGGUUUCGGGGAGGUAAUAGGACAGACUAUGUGUGGCUACGCACGUCAGCCUUUGCUUUCUUAAAUCCCUACACUGAAGAGAUCGAGUACAUCAUUUGCACAAACACUCUUGCAAAAUCUUUACAAUCUUCUGGAAAUUCUGAAUCAAAUGAACAAGCGACAUAUCAGCCAACUGUAGAUUAUAGCAUGCAGCACAGAUACGCUGGAUCAGGUUCUCAGAUCAUUCCAACUCCCCAUCAACAUAUCCAUUCCAAUAGCCCUCUUCAAACUCAGCAAAGCAUCUACCAGCAGGCAGCCUCAGAAACUUAUCAUUACAGGCAGAUAAGCCCAUCUGGAUCACCCUCUAGUUCAACUUACACACAGCUGGGUGGUGGUAUUCGUCCUAACAUCAUCCCGCCAUCUACUACAUAUCAUAGUGUAUCUACUCCAUCCACUAAUUCAGGUAUCUGGGCAUGGCAAGCGGGCAAUCACUCUGCUGACAGUGGGCACGGUUCAUCAGGUGGACCCACCUCUACUCCACACGCUCCUCCGCAAGAACUUGAUAUGAUGAUGCUAGACCACCUUGGGCAGACAUCCUUCGAAGAUCUAAAUAUUUAUCAUGGGUCCUUUGACUAAUUACAAUGUACCUGCAAAAUGUAAAUAUCUCAAUAAUUACAUUUCUACUCUUUCUUUGAACAUUUACUAUGUUCAAAGAACUCUGAAAUGCCCACCCUAGAAAAUAAUUUUCCCUUCAUCCACAUAUCAAGACUUUCUCAGGGAGAAAUUUUCUCCUGUUGACUACUAUAUCCUUGGAAUCCAAUAUCCCGCAGAAUGUCUUUGAAAAUAUUUGUUCCUUCCAACUAUCAUCUGAUUGUAGGUGGUAGUAUUUAACUAAUUUCUUUCUUCUUUUUUCUCUCGUUAAGUCCAAUGUACCUCUUCAUUUGGCGUAUGUCGUCAAAUGUUUUAAAAUUACUUUUGAUUUAUAUUUUUGGCUUAUCAAAUAUGUCCUUUUUGUUCCCUAAGGCAGUCAUCAAGACGUUUCAUCUCUUGUGGUAUUCUCAAUUUGUUUCUUGGUGACUUCUUUUGGUACCGUAAUCUUAGUUACAUAUUAUUUCUACUCCAGAGGAUCUUCCAUAAUGUGAUAUAUUUUCUGUCCUUUGGUAUUUUCUGUCUUUUUUUUCCUGAUUUGCCUAAUGCUGUCAUAAAAGCAUUCCAUUUAGGUGUUCGUAGUUCAUUUUUUGCCGUAUUUUUUAUUUUGGUAUCUUACAAUUAGUUGUAAUUUUAAUGUAUAAUUUAUUUUCUAUUAUACUUUUUAUUCUAACUUAGCAAAUGCUGCAGCUGUGUCAGAAUUAUAUCAGCCCUUUAACAUGGGUAUUUUCCCCUACAAGGUUUCAGUUUUAGUAUGUUGACCGUAGAAUCCACUUGGUGGUGGCAUCAAGCAACUGUGUGUUAGAGGUGGAAAAUUGCUGUGAUCUCAAUUUUUGCGUAAGCUUCUGGCUUUAAUCUUCAGGCUUAUUUAAUCACUCAUAACUUGCAUGUUUCUUUCCUCUUUGGAAAAAAUGGCAUCUCAGUUUGUGAGUAAUUUGUUUAACUUUUCAUAUCAGUUUUGUUCUUAGUACAUAGUAAUUUCGUUAAUUUAGUUCAAACUCAUUAUAUCAUGUUAUAUUUUACUUUAAUUAGUCUCAUCCUUCAAAAUCAGUUUCUUUUGACGGUUCCAUGGGUGUUAAAUUCAAAAUCAUGCUUUUAUUUAUGUGAUGAUGAAAAAUUUAGAAGCCCUCACUAACAAGGGAACUUUUCACACUGCCUCCUCUGAUUACGAUCAAAUUUCUUUCACGGAUUUUUUUAAUGAUUUCAUUUAGCAUAUUUUUCUAUUACUUCUGAAGUAUCAAGAAGUAUGACUAGGCUUAGAAAGACAAAUAAUUUUGGAUGGAAUCCAAUGUAAAACUCAAACCUGUAUCCUGUUUAUCUCCAACGCUCCUUCUUACCGGUAGGAAAAAGGGCAGGCCUAUGUAACUGCAACUAGAUUCUUACUGUACUUUUUCCCUUUACCAGGAUUUUAAUGGCUACAUGCCAUCUUCUUAUUAUUCAAUUUUUCGCUCUGCUCUUAAGGCUCAUUGGGGAAAUCAUACAUAAAUAUGUGAAAUAAAAUCCUGCAAAAAACUGUACGGGAAAAAUUUGAGCCUGAUCGGAGGCAGCAGCCAAGGCAACCAGAACCCCCCUUGAAAAUCUUUUUUCAAUAUUACUAACUAUAUUAAUUGACUUUAAUAGUCAUGUUCAUAAAAACUGAUGUGCUUGUAACUUUUUAAAUUUCUAGCCCUACAGUCUAACUUUAGAAUCUAGCUUUACAAGUAUCAUAGCUUCGUCUUCAGCUCUGAAUAACGGACUAUUCAAAAACCUAGAACUUUUCGGAAACCCAUGGAAAAAGAAAUAAUAGAUGCUUUUUCCUCCAUAUAACACCUUUUUUCCCCCCAAUGGAAUUGAAUGAAAAUUCUGUUAUGUUUCAGUACUAUCUAACACACUUGUAAUGAUUUCAAUUGAUCUAGUUUUUACAGUGUUUUUUGUGCCUCCGAAUUUCAGAGUGAAGUAAUUCAGAUUGUAAAGGAAACAUCUAUGUAAUGUAACGAUGAACUAUUUUUGGUAUGAAAUCUACCAAAAAAAAAAGGGAACAAAAAACAUGUAAUGAUUGACAUGUGAUGAAUGAUGCUGAGUAAUAAUUUAACAAAGCCUGUAAUACAAAUUAUUUUAAUCACAGAUUUGAUGAUUUGUAAUAAUCAACUAUAUUCAAGAGUGUUAUAAAAGCUUUUCUCUCAAGAAGUUCUUGAUUAUGCAGUUUGUAACUCUUUUCAUCACAUCAUUUUUCUCUUAGGUUAACUAACCAAGUAUGCGACACUGUUGAACAUGUAUAAUUGACUGAGCCAGUGUAUAAACUUGUUACUCUUGUAAAAUUUUUGUGACUUCAAGAUUUGAAAAUUAUGAGGGCCUUUAAAACAACGUUUGAACUGGUGUUAGAAAAAGUGAUCCUGAUUUUUCAUCUUGCACUCAUGACAUUUAGAAAUCAGCCCUUAUGGAAAUAACCGUGAUCUAAAUGUUUUCUAAAAAAAUUCCACUCAACAAGUUAAUGCACCAGAUUCGUCAAUCAAACUCUAACAUAUUUCUCACCUUCAUUUACCUACUCAUAUCUGUCUCUGUACCCAGAUCUACCUUAUUUUAGCCUUUUUGAGGGGCUCAGAAGCCAUAGAUAAUGAAAUACAUGUAAGACGCUUUAUCCGUGCAAUUCAGUCCUGUUCAAUGUACUUUUUGCAUUAAACAAUUUUCUAUUUUCUA
Molecule: messenger RNA, 4733 nt
Organism: Bemisia tabaci
Lineage: Eukaryota; Metazoa; Arthropoda; Insecta; Hemiptera; Aleyrodidae
Source: RefSeq, a predicted model, not a curated record